Molecule: messenger RNA, 3368 nt
Organism: Vitis riparia (riverbank grape)
Lineage: Eukaryota; Viridiplantae; Streptophyta; Magnoliopsida; Vitales; Vitaceae
Product: nuclear intron maturase 4, mitochondrial
Exons: 6
Coding region: 209-2614 (801 amino acids)
Biological process (GO): mRNA processing
Source: RefSeq, a predicted model, not a curated record
CUUAGCAGAGUGGAGAGGGUCGGUCCCCUUGCUAGUCCGCCGGUUGGCCAUCUUCUCUUCUUCCCUACACUCCACACUCGAUACAUUUUUAUGAGAAGCCCUAAAUGCAGACGAUCACACCACGAAACGUACCCAAUCAUCAGCAAUGAGCGUUUCUGAACGUUUUGAAGGAAAUAAAAGUUGAUCAAGGUUUCAUUUCUGAGAAGAAAUGUGGCUCAUGGGAUUGCCUAGUGCUUGCAAAAGAAUGAAGUUUAGUGGCAACAGUUCAUCAUUAUUGUUCGGUUAUUUAUCUCUCAUAAAUGCAAGACUUGUCGAAAGAAUGCAAGCUUGUGCAGUUUAUUCCACCCUUGGAGCAGUUAGUGGUGAUGCUGAUAGGGAUAUUGGAAAACCGACAUUAGCAAAGAAUUUAGCCUUUUUAAUGGAGGAAUCUUCUAACCAUGUGAUAAGACCCAUGGCUCGAAUGGAACUUAAGAGGUCAUUUGAACUUCGCAUAAAGAAGAGGGUCAAAGAGCAAUAUGUGAAUGGAAAAUUUCAAGACCUUAUGGUGAAAGUGAUCGCCAACCCACAAACUCUUGAGGAUGCUUACAAUUGUAUUAGGAUCAAUUCAAAUGUUGAUUUGGCAUUGGAUGGUGACAACAUUUCUUUUAAAUCCAUGGCAGAAGAGCUCCUUGGCGGAAGUUUUAAUGUCAAUGUCAAUACCUUCUCUAUAUCAACAAAGAGUGCAAGGAAAGAAGUCCUUAUCCUUCCUAGUUUAAAGCUCAAGGUUGUCCAAGAAGCCAUUAGAAUAGUCUUGGAAAUUGUUUAUAGACCCUACUUUUCCAAGAUUUCACAUGGUUGUCGAAGUGGGAGGGGCCACUCCACAGCAUUGAAGUACAUCAGCAAAGAGAUCUCUAAUCCUGAUUGGUGGUUCAUAUUGCAUGUAAAUAAAAAGCUUGAUGCUGUUGUCCUUGCUAAACUCAUUUCAACAAUGCAGGAUAAGAUUGAAGAUCCUAACUUGUUUGCGAUGAUCCAAAAUAUGUUUCAUGCCCAGGUACUGAAUUUGGAGUUUGGGGGUUUCCCUAAAGGCCAUGGUCUUCCCCAAGAGGGAGUAUUGUCCCCUAUAUUAAUGAACAUAUACCUUGACCUCUUUGACCAUGAAUUCUACAGAAUGUCCAUGAGGUAUGAAGCUUUAGAUCCAGUUAUGUGUAUUGAUCAUGAUAAAUCUCAUUCCAAGCUUCGCAGCUGGUUUAGGAGACAGCUGAAAGGCAAUGAUGUCAAAUACAAAGGCAGGGAAAACUCCAACUUUAGGGUUCAUUCUUGUCGAUUCAUGGAUGAGAUAUUUUUUGCCAUUUCAGGUUCCAAAGACAUUGCUAUUGAGUUCAAGUCUGAGAUUCUAAAUUACAUGCAAAAUUCUCUCCAUUUAGAUGUCAGUAAUCAAUCAGAACUAUUGCCAUGUCAUGGACCUCAUGGGAUACAAUUUCUUGGCACUUUGGUUAAAAGAAGUGUGAGAGAAAGUCCUACUGUAAGAGCAGUUCACAAGUUAAAAGAAAAGGUUAAGUUAUUUGCCUCACAAAAACAAGAGGCUUGGGAUGCUGGGACACUUAGAAUUGGAAAAAAAUGGCUGGCUCAUGGUUUGAAGAAGGUUAAAGAGUCAGAGAUCAGGCAUUUAGCUGACACUGAUUCCGUUUUGAGUCAAAUUUCCUGCUUCCGCAAAACUGGGAUGGAAACCGAUCAUUGGUACAAGCUCUUGGUAAAGAUAUGGUUGCAUGAUGUGAAGGCGAAAGCUGCAGAGAAUGAAGGAGUUAUCCUAUCUAAGUAUAUUGCAGAACCUCUCCUUCCCAAAGAACUAAGGGACUCCUUUUAUGAAUUUCAGAAGCGUGCAGAGGAUUAUGUUGCUUCUGAAACUGCUUCAAUGCUUGCACUUCUGCCUAAUUCCAAGUCUUGUACUGAAUCUGUCCCUAUCAUAAAGAUUAUUGCUCCUGUUAAUGUAAUAAAGAAGCGUCUAUUACGAUAUCGAUUGACAAAUGCUAAAGGAUACCCCUGUGCAUCUCCUAUGCUCAUUUUACAAGAUGAUAUCCAAAUUGUUGACUGGUUUUCAGGGCUUGCUCGCAGAUGGCUUAUUUGGUACAGUGAGUGUGACAACUUCAGUGAGGUCAAGCUUAUUAUUUGUGAUCAAUUGAGGAAGUCUUGCAUCAGGACACUAGCAGCAAAGUAUCGACUUCAUGAAACUGAGAUAGAGAAACGGUUUGACGCAGAACUAUGCAGAAUCCCUUCUACUCUAGAGAUAGAGCAGGAGAAGGUGAACGAAACAUCAGAUUCUCAAGCUUCUGAUACCAACGAGGCCUUAAUGUAUGGGAUCUCUUAUAGUGGAUUGUGUCUCCUAUCUCUAGCUAGAAUGGUGAGCCUGUCACGACGUUGUAAUUGUUUUGUUAUGGGAUGUUUGGCUGCUGCACCAAGUGUUUACACCCUUCAUGUGAUGGAAAGACAGAAAUUUCCAGGAUGGAAGACUGGGUUCUCAAGUUGUAUCCAUCCCAGCCUGAAUGGAAGACGAAUUGGGUUGUGUAAACAACAUUUAAAGGAUUUGUAUCUGGGGCACAUAUCACUUCAGUCCAUAGAAUUUGGUGCUUGGAAAUGAGGAAUUGUUUUGCAAUGUUAAUAUUUUGAUCAGACAGUUUCAACUCUUUCGUACCGACAAACUGAUUAAAAUCCAUGGUCAUUGCAAAAGAACAUUUUUCUGAGGAUUUUCCAUAUGUUUAAAUUUGAGGCAUCCUUAUGGGACUUGGAAGCGCAUGAUGUUUUACAUCAUCACUUGGGCUUUCUAAUUUCUACAUGCAGAUAGUGUUAAGACCCUUUCCAGAGUUCACUGAUUGACCAAGACAAAAAGUUCUGAAUGAAGCUGGCUAUGUACCUUCUAAUUCUGAGAAAUAUCCCCUGUGAGGGAUUGUUUCUGCAAUUGAGAAUGCUUUCCAUGCAACCCCAUCACUGGCUUGCUUGAAUGGUGCUGUGAAGGAACUUCAUUUAGGCUCCUAUAAGGACUCCAAGUUGCAGUAUGGAACUAUUGAUGCUGUUGGAUGAUUGUAGAACUUGUUAUCAUUCCAUGGCUCUUAGAGCAGAAAUAAGACAUGGGUGAUGAGGGAAAUGUGGUUUCAUGGUUACCUGACAAUGAAACUCUCUAAGAUGUUGGUGUGGGGUUUUACAUGUGGAAAAUGGCUUCAUGGUUACGUGAAAAAGUAGCUUUCUGCAACCUUGGUAGGUUGUAUGUGCUGUAAGUUGCUUCAUUGAAUUUGUUAAUGCCCAAUCUUAUGACCAAAACUGUAAAACAAUAACAUGAAUUUGUAAAAUAUGUGACAUCUUAAGAUAAUAUACUUCUGAAUUAAAAUAUUUUUCUA